UAGGUGAACCGUUUAUGCCACAAAUUGUUAAGUAAAUGGUUGGCACUAGACGAUUACGAUUCGAUGUUUAGGGAAGCCAACCAUAACGUUUUGGCUCCGUACGGUAGAAUAACCUUGCACGUAUUUUGGGAAUUAAAUUACGAUUUUCUACCAAACUAUGUGUAUAACGCCGCUACGAAUCGCUUUACAAAGUACAAAGGUCAGAUAGCCUUCACUCCGCCGGUGCAUCGUGAUAAACCACCGCAAAUGUCGCAUCAUUAUUUGUGGGGAACCAAGCCGUUAAACAUGGCGUAUACUACUCAAUACACGCAAUACUCUGGUUUUGUUGGUCCACACCACUUCCAUGCUAUGUGUAAGCUACUAGGCUAUCAAGGAAUUGCAGUUGUAAUGGAGGAACUGUUGAAAAUUGUUAAGUCCUUAGUGCAAGGAAAUUUGCUGCAAUUUACCAAAACGCUUAUGGUUGCAAUGCCGAAAGUGUGCAAACUGCCAAGAUAUGAUUACGGAUCGCCAGGUGUGUUGAGUUAUUACCACGCCCAACUAAACGAUAUUGUUCAGUACCCUGACGCAAGAACGGAACUGUUCCACAAUUUCCGAGAAUUUGGAAAUACUAUACUGUUCUGUCUGUUGAUGGAGCAGGCUUUAUCGCAGGAAGAGGUUUGUGAUUUACUUCAAGCUGCUCCGUUUCAGAAUAUUUUGCCAAGACCUUUUUGCAAAGAAGGUGAAAAGCCCGAAACCAAACAGAAGAGGCUCGAAUCGAAAUAUGCGGCUUUACAAAUCGUACCGAACAUUGAAAAAUUGGGGACCGCCAAGCAAGCGAUGAUAUCUAGAGAAGGCGAUCUUUUAACGAGGGAACGGUUAUGUUGCGGACUAUCAGUUUUUGAAGUGGUGCUGAAUCGACUGCGUAGCUUUCUGGAUGAUCCAGUUUGGGUUGGACCCCCACCGACUAACGGUGUCAUGAACGUUGACGAAUGCACCGAAUUUCAUCGGCUGUGGUCAGCCUUGCAAUUUGUUUACUGUAUUCCUGUCGGUGAUACUGAAUACACUGUGGAGGAACUCUUUGGAGAAGGUCUUCACUGGGCAGGUUGCACAAUGAUUGUCCUGUUGGGACAACAAAGAAGAUUCGAGGCACUCGACUUCUGUUAUCACAUACUACGUGUGCAACGUGUUGAUAUGAAAGAUGAAAUUGUGAAAGGCAUCAGUUUGAAACGAAUGGUGGACAGAAUUAGACGGUUUCAAGUUUUGAAUUCUCAGAUAUUUGCGAUUUUAAAUAAAUUCUUAAAGUCUGGCGAAAAUGAUGAAAUGUCAGUUGAACAUGUAAGGUGCUUUCCACCGCCAUUGCAUCCUUCGUUAACACCACAGCAGCAUUAUCACGCACCUGAACAUCUUCGUCAAGCAAUGAUGAUUUAACUCAUUUACUGCAAAAUAUUUUCCAUAUUGCAUGAUAUCUGCAUUAUCACAGAUGUAAGCAAUAUUGGCAUGUGUAGCUAUAUAAAGAGCUGCUAUUUGUAUGUAUUAUGGAAAUACUAAAUUUUGCCAAAUUACACUUACAUUUUGAGAAUAAACAAAAGAAUUGGUAUUUUUCCAUCUGUGUAAUUACAUUAGGUUAUAUGCACCUAUUCUUAGUCAUAAGUCACAUUUACAUAUUCCAUCAUAUUUAUACAAGCAUUUUUCAUAUUUUACAUUAUUUUAUUUAAAGUUUAUAAGCAUCACGUGGUAAAGCAAAUAAAUACUUUCUUUUGUUAA
Messenger RNA from Photinus pyralis (common eastern firefly), 1743 nucleotides. Its product is annotated as cytoplasmic FMR1-interacting protein-like. Gene Ontology annotation, biological process: axon guidance; regulation of actin filament polymerization; cell morphogenesis. Gene Ontology annotation, cellular component: synapse; SCAR complex; neuron projection. Gene Ontology annotation, molecular function: small GTPase binding; RNA 7-methylguanosine cap binding. NCBI's taxonomy places the organism in Eukaryota, Metazoa, Arthropoda, Insecta, Coleoptera, Lampyridae. The record is from RefSeq and is a predicted model, not a curated record. The transcript has 8 exons. Bases 64 to 1407 code for a protein of 447 amino acids.